Psilocybe cubensis is the source of this 3627-nucleotide messenger RNA. RefSeq lists its product as uncharacterized. Gene Ontology annotation, biological process: cellular response to heat. The transcript is spliced from 11 exons. Gene Ontology annotation, cellular component: cytoplasm. The coding region runs from base 1 to 3627 and encodes 1208 amino acids. Gene Ontology annotation, molecular function: ATP hydrolysis activity; ATP binding. Lineage: Eukaryota; Fungi; Basidiomycota; Agaricomycetes; Agaricales; Agrocybaceae. The record is from RefSeq and is a predicted model, not a curated record.
AUGUUUGCAGAAUCAUGCAAUUUUAUUCACAAUGCCUCUGCAACUAUUAAUGCAGAAGUUUUACAUUCGAAAGACUCGUCAAUCACCCCACACAUCGCAGCGGGUCCCAGCACACCCCAUAAAUCCCCCGAGGUUAUCAUAGAGUCACCUCGUUCCAUUCGUUCCCCACCCCGCUCGCCGAGAACCACUAGUUUGCUACUUGCUCUAAGAGAUGUCAUUGGGGACCCCGACGAAGAAGAAGACGAACUCCGAACGGUUGUUGGAAACCAAGCAAUUUCGGCACAGGGUGAUAAUUGGUCCGAAGCUUUGCCUACGCUCGUCAACAUUGAAAGUGGCUUUGGAGAAUUUUCUCAGCCUGAAAACAGUAACGCGAAUCACUCAGAUUUGGACGAACCGGAAGACGACGAUUGCGAAGGACACUGGACUGCUAUAUCAGACUAUGACGACGAAGAUGGGGAUGAGGCAAAUAGCGCCUCGGGGGAAAACAUUUUCGAGGACGAAACCGUACACAAUGAACCACCGGAUGUUAUUACACCAGGUGACGAUGAACCCACUGUACAACUUUCUGCAGUCGGCCACACAGAAGCAGGUACCAUCAGGCCCCUAUCUUCAGCGUCCUCGGGUUCCCAUCGUCAAAGUGUAGCAUCUGACAUCUCAGCCAACCUUACUGCGUCCAGUCUUUUAUCUCCCAUCGAAUUAGCUGAUAUCAAGCUCAAACCUAUAUUUCCAAUCGAACGGGGUCAUUCUUCUAGAGGUUCCAAUUCCUUCGACUCUGGCUAUGGGGAAAACUGGAAACCUCCCAUUCCUUUACAAGCAAGUCCCCCGCGCAGUCCAUCUGUUAGCUCAACUUUCGACCUUAAUUUGUCACCGUUCGGCACACGCACUAGUCGCCUUUUGUCCCCUCGGCUGGGUGCAUUCAUUGCUCGCUCACCAGUUUCACCAGCAAAAACAAUAUUGUCACCAGCAGUGCAAGAAGAAGUCGAAGAAUUGGACUUGAGUCUCGAUUCUCCAUCUACCUAUCAACAACAGAAUGACGCAAACUUUGUAACGAGAUCGUUUUCCAGCGAAGAAAUAGAAGGGCAAGAUAAUACUCAUUCUUCAGCUGAACUGAUGGAAAUUCUGGAAGGCGGAGAAACGCAGGAUGAGCAAGAGGAUGAAACAUCGCCGGAUUCCUAUGGACAUACAUCUAUAUGGGACCCAGAAGGUGGACCAACAGCUGUCUACAUGGGCGAUCCUUCAGUUUCUCAGCAAAGUAGCGAAGACGAUGCUGAAGAUGACACAGCUUUCCUAGCAUACCUGAACAGCCCGCAGUUAGCUCAACAGCCCAACGAAAACGACACGCUUGGUUCAUUCUACGACAUUUAUUCUGGUAUUGCACCAGACAUUGCCAACCCUUCUCCCUCUCACAGCUACGUUGCCGAUGCUGGCCGCACCACUCCUCAACCAGAGCCUGCAUCUCGGUCAAAUUCUUCAACACCCGCCAGCUCUCUGCGAGAGCGCGUUUUCACUCCGCCAGCACCGAUGCGAAAGCGGUCCGGUACUAUCACUGCAGCGGAUUCACCCAAUUCACUAUCUUCUCCUAUUACUUCACUGGACUCGAUUUCAAGAGGGCGAGCAUCGCCUUUUUCUGUAUCAGAGCACAAUUCUGUUGCUAGAGGUACAGGUAGCCAAAGCCCCUUCGGCCAAGAAGUCGAGGUGUCGAAGAAAGUACCGUUUGGGUUUAAGAACUCAUUUUCAUUGGGACGCGCUAGUCGAUCCUCAUUGAUGACGAGCCGUAGUGACAGGAGGAGCGUGCCUGCAUCUCCUCUUCAACAAUAUACCCCUGCACCAGGACAGGACUCUUCUUUAGCGUCUACGAACCAAUCUCCUAUGACUUCCAGACCAGGCUUGAAGCCUCUACGACUUUCUACUCUGUUGGAUUCUAAUCACACUUCACGAUCUCAUCUGCAAUCUCGCAUGCCUGCUACUGCCUCAGCUACCGUUACUAAUUUUUCACGUUCUGGACUUUCUCAUCGCACAUCUUUAUCAUCUGCAAGUGUAUCAUCUAGCAAUUCAUUUUCCGACAAUCGUUUGUUUUCAUCUGCACGUUCUUCCGUUAUUCUUCCCAAGAAUCGCACUAGCGUGACUUCUUCGAAAUCUCCAAUAAUUUCACCCUAUAUCAGGUCUUUAGCUGAUCUUGAAGAACCCCACUCUGCACCUGCAAAUUCCUGGCGCCAAUCCAUAAAUUACUCACGACCUUCCAGUCGGCUUUCCGAGCGGUUCAUCGAGGAUGACAACGAAGACGACGACACAGGUCACUUCUCGACGAAUGAUCCGUACGGAGAAACGAUCCGCAGACCUAUACCCGCUAUGCCUCAUACUGCCCCUGCGUUCUAUCCACCAACGUAUGCCAUCGAAACGCCCAAGCCGACACUAAUGUUCGCCAUUGCCAGCGAUAAUGUAGACGAAGUCAGGCACGUACUUGACUCGGGCGAGGUCGAUCCAAACGAGACCGUUGGCCCGCAAUCGGCGCUAAUGUUUGCGCUGACGAACGACAAGCUCUCAAAUAAACUUGAGAUUGUGAAGACACUCUUGGCGUACGGUGCGGACCCCGCUACCGCGAAGAAUGUUGUUAUGUCGCAUUCGCGUUCGUCGUCCUUUGAAGGCCAAGAGGAAGAAGUUCAAGGCGAAGCUCUGCCAUCACCGUCAUCAGAUCCCCCAAAGACUCUGAUGGAUGAGAUAGAUCCUGCAACAAGGUACUAUCUUGAGCGCGCAGAUGCCAUCCAUACACGGAGGAUAUCUGUUCUGAUAAAACGUUCUGUGUUCAAACCCUUGACGAGAGUCCGGUAUGAAAUUAUUGGACAGGACAGAGCUCUGGAACAACUAUUCAGAGUUCUGUCUAUGCACUCCAAGGAGGUCGCUGUGACCCCUAUGGUUGUCAUGCUUUGUGGACCAAGUGGACACGGAAAGAGUCUGUUGGCGCGCAAAUUCGGAUCAUUACUCGACGUUCCAACACAUACCGUAAACAUGACAACUCUGCGAUCAACUCAUGAUUUGUGGCAAUCGUACUCUAUGAGUCCAUACGAGGAGCCAACCAAUUGUACUUUGGCGGAGUUUCUUAUCAACAAUGAAGGCAAGAGAUGUGUCGUCGUUCUCGACGAAAUCGAGAAGACUGUCGAUCAGACUGCACUAUGGUCCUUGCUCAUGCCCUGGGAACUUGGGCGGUGUUCCUUUGAGGCCGGUAGCCGUCACGUAGAUGUUCGAAAUGUCAUCUGGCUUGGGACAUCAAACAUAGGCCAUGAUUUAGUCUUCCAGCAUCGUGAAGCGCGAAAGAACCCGAACGAGCCCAUGUCCCGAGAAGAAUACGUCGAGCUUAUGGCGCUAUUGCGACCUCGAGUGUCAGAAAAGCUAGGGGCUUCUGUCUUGUCAAGGAUUACAACUGUCUUACCUUUCGUGCCUUUCUCCUUGGAAGAAAAGAGAGCGAUCUGCUCAGAGGCAUUCUACACCCUGGGAGGAGAGUUUGCAAGGUCGCUGCCUCAGGAGAGAGUGGAGAAGAUUAUUUCUAAUGCUUUGACGAGUUAUAUCGCCGAUGAGGGCGCUAGGUCAUUGUCGCGAGCCAUUUCCAACCAAUUGGUAGAUAUCAUUUAA